CGCGAUGAGGCCGCCAUGACGCGGAGCUGCUCGGCGCUGGGCUGCAGCGCUCGCGACAACGGGCGGAGCCGGGAGCGCGGCAUCUCCUUCCACCAGUUCCCGGUGGACGCCGCGCAGCGCCGCGAGUGGAUCCGCGCAGUCAACCGGCUGGACCCGCGAAGCCGGCGUGCCUGGAGCCCCGGACCGGGGGCCAUCCUCUGCUCGCGGCACUUCGCCGAGGCCGACUUCGAGCGCUACGGGCUGCGGCGCAAGCUGCGGCGGGGGGCUGUGCCGUCCCGCUUCCCCCUGGCGGAGCCGCCCCGCGGCCACCCGCGAAAAGUGCCGCUGCGGAGCGCGCUGCGGAGCCAGGACCACACGUACAGCCGCAGCGGGGCAGGGCCGGCCUCGCCCGCCGCCGGCCCCCGCCGCCUCUGCGGGCCCGUCCGGAAGCUGGCAGCGCGCCGCGGGUUGCCGCGGGCCGCGCUGCGGGUGCUGCGGGCGCUGUUUCCAGAUCUGCCCCGUGGUGCCCGGCGCUGGAGGCGGCCCGCCGAGUAUUGCCCUGCCAUGAGACAGUUCGCCUGCCUGCUGCACCUCCGCCACCGCGCCGCCUAUGAGCAGCUGAGGAAGGUUUUCCCCCUGCCGCAUCCCGCCAGCCUGACCAACUGGCUGUCUAACGAUGCUGCAGCUCCAGGCUUCAGCAAUGAUAUGUUCGUCCAGCUUCAAGAAAAGGUGGAGAGAGGGGAACAGGCCUACUGCUACUGUACCCUGAUGGUACAGGAUAUGUCCCUGCAGAAGAGCCAGGAGUGGGACCAGCAGACCCAGCACCUGACUGGCUUUAUUGACUUGGGAGCAGGCAGCCUUGAUGCUGAUGAAGCUCCGCUGGCCUCAGAAGUGGUAGUUGUCAUGGCAGCCGGUAUCUCAAGCCCUUGGAGGGCUCCCCUCGGCUACUUCUUUGUGAGCAGCGUGACUGGUUGCCUGCUGGCUCAGCUGCUUCGUCAGGCCAUCAGUAAACUGAACAACAUUGGUGUCACAGUGCUGGCCGUGACAUCGGGUGCCACCGCAUGCGGGGCUGAGACGGCGAGAGCUCUGGGGGUCAGGAUCAACCCCCAAAGGAUCCGCUGUGCUUUCCAUCACCCGCCCAGCUCCACUCACUGCAUUGCAUACUUCUUUGAUGUUUGUCACGCUCUCCGGUUGAUAAGGAACACACUGCAAUACUUCCAGAAGAUACAGUGGCUCAGUGACACUGUGCAGUGGCAGCAUGUGGUGGAGCUGGCAACUUUACAGGAGAAAAAGCUGUUAGGGCCCACAUCAGGCCAUCCAGAGAGCAAAGAGACUUGCCAGCUAAAGGUCAACCUUGCUGCCCAGUUGUUCAGUGAGGGUGUUGCUGAUGCACUGGAGCACCUCCAGAAGCUGGGCCUGGCCUCAUUUCAGAACUGUGGUGGUACAGUCAAGUUUCUGCGUACGAUGAGCCGUCUGUGCGAUGUAUUUCAUGGCAGAGGUCCCUACUGCAGUGGACUGAAGGGGCCUUUGCUAGCUGGAAAUUACAACAAAAUCAGCCCCCUCUUCCAUGAGGCCAAGAGCUUCUUUGUUACCUUAACAGACUCUACAGGGAGAUACAUUAUUAAGAGCAAACGCAGACUGGGCUUUCUGAGUUUUUUGCUCAAUGCUGAGAGCCUCAAGUGGCUUUACAGCAACCCUGUGCUUCAAGAGGGUGCUCCUUCUCACCGCCUCCUGACCUCUGCCUUCAGCCUUGAGCCGUUGGAGCAGUUUCUCUGGGCUCUCCGGCAAGCCUGCAGCGCUGGCAGUGGGAACCCCACCUGUGCCAUGUUUCAGGCUGCCUACUGCAAAGUGCUGGCUGGCUGCAGCCUGGCCCCAGACACUCUGCACAGCACAGCAAGUAUAAGCAGCUUGGACUUGUCCCUGUCUCACAGGACAGACCUUACCCUUGGCAGCAUUUGUUCUCAGUAUAACCCAGCUCAUAGGCCGAUGCUGGCAGCAGAGCUCCCUUGUGCUGGCCUUCUUUUGCGUGACUCUCCUCUGAGCAAUGCACUUACAGACCUAUCACUGCACAAGCAGAGCAUCACCUUUGCUGCAGGCUUAGUUGCUGAGCAGUUAGCCUCCAACUUGCGAUGUGAGGCUUGUGUUGCAUCCCUCUUUGAGUCAGAGAGCAGGCUAAGGUGCGGAGCAGUGCUCUACAUCAAGAAGUUACACGGACUAAGCCUGCCCUCAGCAAGCGUGCACCACGUGGCAUACAUUUCUGAACAAAUCCUGAGCAGGCACAGACAAUUGGGAGAUAACAACAAGAACUCUAAGUUACAUUAUUUGUCUCUAGAACAGAAAAUUUUCCAUGAGCUUCUGGGACAAAAUCACCUCUUCCCUACCCUUUCUGAGCACCUAUUUGAGGGGGAAUUGCACACUGACAAUCACUACUCAAUCUUAGUGAAGGGAAUAGCAGAGUGUUACUUAAACAUCAGAACAAACCAAGCCCAAAAAUUGAACUUCAGUUACCACUGUGGCAGGCACAGAUUGAAGAAAGUGAAGGGAAAGCAUUUGUUCCCAUCACAGCUAGGUAGCUGUUGGUCAAGCCAAACCCAUGCAGGAUCAUGAAUAUUUAUUGCUGUCCUCCAGCUCAGUGGCCAGAUCCAUGCAAUAGGUGCCCAGCAAACCACAUGGUGUCUUUCCAUGAUUUGCCAUGCAAAACUAGUGUUGACGAGUGAUGACUUGGGACACUGUGAAUGUUCUGACCCCAGUUUGAGUAGGCAAAGCAAGGAAGUCCAUCUAGCAACCCUGUGAAGCAGCCACAUAUUUCGUGCAACUCAGGGCAAAUCAGGAUAGGAAGCAGUUGCUUAAAAUGCCUGGGGAGGUGGCAAGGGACAGCAUGGUGUCUGCUCCUGAUGCUGGCUAGCAUAGUGCUGUGAGUGCUCUUGCUAGGAGAAAAGAUGCAUCCAUAUUUGCAAGGGGCAGGGGGGUGGUGUGCUGCUAACUCGAUUUUACCAUUAGCAGAUUUGUGAUUAAAUCAGCUGGAACUAAGAGACUCUAAAGGGAAAAUGCUUAAAAACAGAAAUAAAUCAUACGGAAACAAAA
Messenger RNA from Lagopus leucura (white-tailed ptarmigan), 3063 nucleotides. It is a transcript of the gene THAP9, whose product is annotated as THAP domain containing 9. Lineage: Eukaryota; Metazoa; Chordata; Aves; Galliformes; Phasianidae. Bases 16 to 2586 code for a protein of 856 amino acids. The transcript is spliced from 5 exons. The record is from RefSeq and is a predicted model, not a curated record.